CGCCUCCCUUCAGUGCCGAGUCCCGAAGGUGGCGAGAUUGGGAUGAGAGGGAAAGGAGAGCGGUCACGAUGGUCUGGGAGGCGAGUGGGGGUUACGAAGAGGAAGGCGAAGGCGAAACCUCUGGUAGAAGGGAAGGAGCUACCGCCGAAGAAGGCCUGCGGCACAGACUCCAGCCGGUGCCAAUCAGAUAAGGAAAAGGGGAAGGAAAAGCUGGAGGAAGACGAGGCCGCAGCAGCCAGCACCAUGGCCGUUUCAGCUUCUCUCAUGCCACCUAUCUGGGACAAGACCAUCCCAUAUGAUGGCGAGUCCUUUCAUCUGGAGUACAUGGACCUGGACGAGUUCCUGCUGGAGAAUGGCAUCCCUGCCAGCCCCACCCACCUGGCCCAGAACCUGCUGCUGCCUGUGGCCGAGCUAGAAGGAAAGGAAUCGGCCAGCUCUUCCACAGCAUCUCCACCAUCCUCUUCCAACGCCAUCUUUCAGCCCUCUGAAACUGUGUCCAGCACAGAAUCCUCCCUGGAAAAGGAAAGGGAGACACCCAGUCCCAUUGACCCCAGCUGUGUGGAGGUGGAUGUGAACUUCAAUCCUGACCCUGCCGACUUGGUCCUCUCCAGUGUGCCUGGCGGAGAGCUCUUCAACCCUCGGAAGCACAAGUUUGCAGAGGAGGACCUGAAGCCCCAGCCUAUGAUCAAAAAGGCCAAGAAGGUCUUUGUGCCCGAUGAGCAGAAGGAUGAAAAGUACUGGACAAGACGCAAGAAGAACAAUGUGGCUGCCAAACGGUCCCGGGACGCACGGCGCCUGAAGGAGAACCAGAUCACCAUCCGGGCGGCCUUUCUGGAGAAGGAGAACACGGCCCUGCGGACGGAGGUGGCUGAGCUACGCAAGGAGGUGGGCAAGUGCAAGACCAUCGUGUCCAAGUAUGAGACCAAGUACGGGCCCUUGUAACUCAUGCCUCGCCCAGGCCGCGCUGCCUACACCCAGCCUCUGCCUGAGGGCUCCCUGA
Myotis davidii is the source of this 1000-nucleotide messenger RNA. It is a transcript of the gene TEF, whose product is annotated as thyrotrophic embryonic factor. The record is from RefSeq and is a predicted model, not a curated record. Bases 43 to 942 code for a protein of 299 amino acids. Gene Ontology annotation, molecular function: RNA polymerase II cis-regulatory region sequence-specific DNA binding; DNA-binding transcription factor activity, RNA polymerase II-specific. Gene Ontology annotation, biological process: regulation of transcription by RNA polymerase II. Lineage: Eukaryota; Metazoa; Chordata; Mammalia; Chiroptera; Vespertilionidae. Gene Ontology annotation, cellular component: nucleus. The transcript is spliced from 4 exons.